Molecule: messenger RNA, 756 nt
Organism: Scedosporium apiospermum
Lineage: Eukaryota; Fungi; Ascomycota; Sordariomycetes; Microascales; Microascaceae
Product: 4-formylbenzenesulfonate dehydrogenase TsaC1/TsaC2
Exons: 2
Coding region: 1-756 (251 amino acids)
Source: RefSeq, a predicted model, not a curated record
AUGACUCUCGGACGCCUAAAUGGCAAGGUUGCUAUCAUCACUGGUGCAGCCUCUGGCUUCGGCAAAGGCAUCGCGAUCAAAUUUGUGCAAGAAGGCUGCCGAGUAAUCAUCGCAGAUCUAUCUCAAGAGGCUGGCACGGCAGUGGCAGCCGAGUUGGGUUGUUCCUUUGUCCGGGCCGACGUGACGAAGAGGUCGGAUUGGGAGGAGCUCUUGGCGCAGGCCGUUAAGCAGUUCGGCGGACUGGAUAUCGUCGUCAACAACGCUGGCGCAACCUACACGAACAAGCCGACGGAGGAAGUCACAGAGAAAGAGUUCGACCUGGUCAUGAACGUCAACGUCAAAUCCGUUUAUCUUUCGGCCGCAGUCAUUGUGCCCUAUCUGAUGCGGGAGUCGCGGCCCGGCUGUUUCGUCCAGGUGGCGUCGACAGCUGCGAUUCGUCCGAGGCCGAAAUUGACGUGGUAUAAUGCGUCCAAGGCGGCGGUUGUAAAUGCGACGAAGACUCUAGCUGUCGAGUAUGGGCCGAACCAGAUACGGUUCAAUGCUGUCUCCCCAGUUGUGGGAAGCACUGGAAUGACCCAUCUAUUCCUUGGCAAGGCCGACACUGCCGAGAAUCGCGAGGCGUUUGUGGCGACAAUCCCUCUUGGCCGACCGUCUACCCCAGCGGAUGUUGCUAAUGCGUGCUGCUAUUUGGCCAGCGACGAGGCUGCGUUUAUAACGGGAACAAACAUUGAAGUUGAUGGUGGGAGAUGCGUAUAA